AAAAUUCCUAACCUAAAAAUAUUAUUUACAAUAUUACAACGUGGUGACCAGCCUGAUCACAACAGAACUGUAAUUUUCCUAAUUUAAUGACUGGUUAUGCUGUGAUGGUUUGGUUAUUAAGUGGUUAGUGUGGCAUCUAAUGGUAUUACUUUCAAAUUUCAAAUAACGUUAUAAUGUCUCCAAGGUUUAAUGUUACUGUUUUAAAUAAACAGGACCAAAACAGUGAUGACGAAGAAGUUGAUGACUUUGAAAGUGAUGAUGACGAUUGUGCUGAUGACUACGAUGAUAAUGAUGAUGAUGAGGAAAUAGAUGUCGAUGAAGAGCUAGAACAAGAUGGCUCCGAGAAAGAACGCAAAAGAAGAGCGACAAACAAUGAUGAGUCAGAACCGAAGAAGAAAAAGAAGAAGACGCCAGUCAGUCGAGCGCCACCAACAGUAGAAGAGAUGACGCGACUGAGAGAGACCGAGACACUUUUCCAUUCCAAUCUGUUUCGGAUGCAGAUUGAGGAGCUGUUGCGUCAAGUUAGAACUAAAAAGAGAGAAAGAAGAUUGGCUCGGAUCUGGCUGGAAUCAGUGAUUAAGCAGUUGUCACCAGCCAGUGAGAGUGUUCGGAAAUCAAAGGUGAAGUAUCCGUUGCCCGAUUUGCCCAAAGACGCUAAGGAGGCUGAAUUCAAGUUUGUACCGCCGGUAGAUGUCAGAGUGAUCGGCUCUUUCAAUUCAGCCAUCUGCAUUGGACCAGAGAUCGGCAUUGAUGUGGCCGUCGUAAUGCCUAAGUCGAUUUUCGGCAAGGAAGAUUACCUGAAUGGCCGUUACUUGCGCAAGCGCGCACGAUAUCUGUGCAGCUUGGCAGAAUGUCUGCUCACUAUCGAUUCGGUCGACACGCCUCGUUUCUGCCUACUCAGCAGUAAUCCACUGAAGCCGGUUUUGGCAUUUGGCCCCUCUGCUUCCGGGUCGACUGUUUCAGGUGGCGGUGAAACAUGGACGUCGAAGGUGACAGUUUAUCUGCAUGCUGUACCUGCGGAGGGAACUUUCAAAGCUAGUCGAUUCACGCCCGAGAAAAACAACGUGAGGAGUGGAUGGUGGAUGCCUCAACAGAAAAGCCCAGUUGACAGUCAAGGAGAGCUGAGUCUGACACCAACGCCCCACUAUAACUACAGUAUUGCUAGAGACAUUGCUAUGGAAGCCAAUGAAAACUUACAGAAGAGGAUCUAUGAAGAAAAUCCCAAUCUCAGAGAUGCUUUGCUACUACUCAAAGUCUGGUUGAGACAACGGAAGCUCGAUAGGAAGUGA
Nilaparvata lugens (brown planthopper) is the source of this 1289-nucleotide messenger RNA. RefSeq names its product nucleolar protein 6-like. Gene Ontology annotation, biological process: rRNA processing; tRNA export from nucleus. NCBI's taxonomy places the organism in Eukaryota, Metazoa, Arthropoda, Insecta, Hemiptera, Delphacidae. The record is from RefSeq and is a predicted model, not a curated record. The transcript has 8 exons. Gene Ontology annotation, cellular component: UTP-C complex; CURI complex; small-subunit processome. Bases 174 to 1289 code for a protein of 371 amino acids.